Messenger RNA from Candidula unifasciata, 1941 nucleotides. The record is from the annotation of a GenBank genome assembly. NCBI's taxonomy places the organism in Eukaryota, Metazoa, Mollusca, Gastropoda, Stylommatophora, Geomitridae.
AUGCUCUACACUGAUGACGACGACCCAACAUUAAAGACACCAGUAGUACGACCUAAUGAUAUACUGGACAUCGACAUCUCGCCCGUAACCAGUGCUGCUUCAGUGUGCUGGCAGUACGGCUUCGACUGCAAAGAGGCGCUGCAAGAAGCAGUCAGCAAACCAAAGGUGAAGGGCAAGAAGGCAUCUGGAGAUCUACAUUCUAAAGGCGGCGUGCACAUGGGAAGUCCUGUGAAACGAGGAGACCCGUUUCUUCCUUCAGUCUUCCCUGACGAGAAUCCAAUAGCCGACUACAAUGUGAAGAAGAACUCUCGUAAAAAGCCAUCAGAUUGCAAAUGUAAGGGAUCUGGGUACAAUCUAAGCCCAAGCGCUCUGUUGCCGGAGGAGAUGCGGCAGCAGUGGGGUGUAGGGAUGUUUGGUAAGCCAACUUUGUCCAGAUCGAACGUUAUAUCCAGCAGCGCAUGUUGCAACAAGAGGGACGCUGACGCUAAAAGCUCGCAACCAAACAUGGUCCGGGCAGGAGAUGGGUGUGCCAGCAGCAGCUGCUGUGUGUUGAGGUGUAAAAGCUGCAUGAGAGACCCGUGUGCUUGUUCAGAAAUUUUUACAAAAGCCGACGGGUUUCGGAUUCCAGAGAUUAACGUGACACGGAAACAAAAAACUUCCACGAAGACAGCAAUGCCGAAAAGCAAAGAAAAUAAGAGCAUGAAUUCCUUGUUGCUCGGCAACACAAACAGCGUGUCUGUGUUGAAAAGAGUGACUGUCUACAACAAGGACAACAAUAACAUCAUCAGUACCAGCAAUUUCCACAGAAACAACACCAGCUCUGUACCGGGGGCUGGCCACAGCUCCUCGACCACAGAAAUGAACGGUUACAAGAGUGGACUGAUGGCCUCUCAAAGCAGCAGUAUCCGCCGAAGCCUCAACGGCAGCCUUGCUGGCAACACUAGAAAGUUAAACUAUUCCACGCAUGAACACUUGACAACAUUCCCACGGGCACGACACCGCCAGCAGCAGCCGGUACAGACUCGGCGACACCUGCCCAGCGUGACAUCUCCUCCUAUUCUUGCAACCACAGGUUUAAGGGUUCCCUCAAGCAUGCUUGAAAAUAAAUCCCCGAUGUCCCGGAGUGCGUCCCAGAUGUUUAUGAUGGGCAACCAAGGAUGUACUUGUGACAGCUGCAGACAACGUGCUAACCUCAUGUCGAAGAUGGAAGAGUUGGGAUUUUCCACUUCCCAUGCGCAGCAAAUGCUGCCUUCAUUUAUGCUUGAAGCAUCACAGAGAUACCAGUCAGCCAUUCUUCGAUCAGCGCUCUCAACCUCGGGAAGGUAUGCCCCCUACAACGUCCCAGGGUACAGCAGAUAUGGCCACACAUCAAGCAGUGUUUACUGCUCCCCAGAAAGAUACCAAAGCUCGAGUCCGUCAGUGUAUAACUACAGCGACUCCCCGGGCAUGAAGAGCCAAACUGCCACCAGUACGACGCCGCUGUCAGUAGCUCACCAAGCUAACAACAUCGACACGUCCUAUCUGGACAGUAGCAUCUCGUUGGUGGCCUCUCCCACGUUUUCUGGAUUUGGUGAAGACAUUACUGACUUAUCCAUUAAAGACACAGUAGAUUUUUUUGUAAGCAUGAAAUCGCCAUUUUUGAAAUUCUCAUCUGCUGCGCCACCAGAAGCUUUUUCUGUGCUGUGUUCCUCCAUGUCGUCUGGGGAACACAGUGUGUCGCCACGAUACAACACUAGCUCCAGUCCCUGGUACUGUUCUGCGGGGGUGUGCGGGUCUUCUUACACUAUGUCCCCUGUUAGCAGGGAAGCUGUUUACGACUCCUACCAUAAAUCAGAGGUUUCAGAAGCACAGACGCAGCCUAUGUCUCUUCUGUAUUCAUCGCUCGUUUCUGAUCUUGAAGACGAAUUGCGGUGUGCAAUAGAAAAUAUCCCUACGACCUGA